Symbiodinium sp. CCMP2456 is the source of this 1572-nucleotide messenger RNA. NCBI's taxonomy places the organism in Eukaryota, Dinophyceae, Suessiales, Symbiodiniaceae. The record is from the annotation of a GenBank genome assembly.
GACCUGGAGAGGCAGCACGAGGAGGUCAUGAAGAGUCAAGACGUUUUGGCACGUCAGCAGGAAGAGGUCUUGGAGCAGCAGGCCCUGCAAAUUGCGAGUCUUGACAACAGCAGCAAGAGCGUGGAUCGGCUAGUUGAGACUGCUGUGCCGGUUCCAUUGGGCCUCCCGAUCCCUACGCCGCCACCUGGGCUCUGUGAGCCAGGUGUGGACUUAACAGAGCCGGUGUGUCAGGAGUCCCAGCUCCCAUGCACGUUCACAAUCAGCGACAGUCAAUCCCGUGCAGCCUCGCAAGCAACGAUCUUCCCGGGCUGCCUCCUCUUCGCGAACGCGUCUCAGGAGCUCUUCAAGUAUUGCAACGACGGUGAAACAUCGCGGGUGGUGACGGCGUCCACUUGCGACGAUGAUCCCAGCUUCGAUGCGAUGUUGUCGGCUUUCCUGUCCCACAACGGCAGCUGCCGGCUUGUGGGCUGUGUCAACGACAACGGCCCCAACUGCCCGAAUCCUUGGAACGGCACCGGUAGGGACACGCGGGCAACCUUGACAUUUACUGUGGCACCGUCAGCUUGCGUGUACAUUGUGCAGCAGCCCGCCGUGCUGCGUUUUGGCAACAACACCGAGACGCUCACCCUCACGUCUGCAGGCAUUGGCCCCACAACACCCACUACAUCGACCACAUCCACGACAACCUUAGCAACAAUUUCAUCUACGUCCACGACGGUCGCAGGCACCACCACCACCACCACCACAACGACGACGACUACGCCGGCUACGUCAAGAACGACUACGACCGCAGCCAGCACUACCACGACCACGGCUACGACCACGACCGCCGCCGCCUCCACCACGACCACCACUGGGACUUGUCGACAGCAUCCCGCCUCCUGUCUGGACAUAUUUCAGAGCGCUCCUGCCAGCAAGGACGGAGUCUACACCUUGAAAAUCCGAGAUUUGGACGGGAAUGUCCAAGAUGUGGACCUUUUCUGCGACAUGAGAAAUGGAGGUUGGACGCUUGUUGGCCAGAUCCAGGGCCGAUUUCUGAUCUUUGAAGACUGGCUGCGGACGUACCGCAACGAAACGGAGCUCAAAACCCCAAGCAUCACCUCCAACAUGUGGGCCUCCAUCCCUGCGGUGGACCUGGCCGUGAACUGCGCGUCAGAGAUCCGGUUCAGCAACGGGGAUGUCACCAGCUAUGUCAGGUGGCAAAUGGAUGUGGAGCGACAGCUAUCGACUUGGUGGAACCACAGAGCAGGUUUUCAGACAAUCAGAGCAGCGACAGGCCACCAAGUGCAGGUCUACGACCAAAACGGUGCUAGCGAAACGUGCUGGCAGAAUACUUACGGCAUCAUGAAAGAGCAGUCCCAUGGCGGCUCAUACCCAGCAGCUACGUACAAUGACAUCGGCUUCACACGGGGAGGUGAUCUGUGUAUGGCCGUUGGUGUUCAGCCAGCUAGUUCGACACGCUACGACGACUUCUGGCAGUCUGGGAACGGCUACGAUGCGCCCACAUCCGACACCGAUUGGCCGAAUGCGAAUUACGGCGGAAUCCCGAUGGUGAGCGUUUGGCUGAAGUGA